Xyrichtys novacula (pearly razorfish) is the source of this 4296-nucleotide messenger RNA. The record is from the annotation of a GenBank genome assembly. Lineage: Eukaryota; Metazoa; Chordata; Actinopteri; Labriformes; Labridae.
AAUCAGCGUCCUUCUCCCAGACACACACAUAUCCGUAUUGGAGAUUUGUUUUGCUUACGCUGGAUGUCAUAUCGCAGGAUAAUUGACACCGUUUCUCUUUUUUGGCAUCACAGAAGCGACAUUUUAACGCAGAACGAAGCUGCGCCGCUUAAUAAUGCCUCCAGAUUGCCACAAAGCGGAUUAGUAUGUUUUUAUCAGGAUCCAGGUUAUCUACGAGUGAUUGCUAAUGCUAACGUCGGCUAGCUAACAGGCUAACAAAGCAGGCUUUUAUGAUAAAUACCGGUUUACUGUGGUGAUCGAGGCCGGACUUUUGCUCUUUUUUAUAGCCUAUGUGAUGGUCUGGACUGUCUCUGUCAGCGGAUCCUCCCUCAGAGAGUCAUGCUAUGAUGGUGCUGCGGAGGUUACUGAGAAAGCGCUGGGUGCUGGGGGUAGUUUUUGGACUAUCUCUCAUUUACUUUCUCACCAGCACACUCAAACAGGUACACAAACUCACUGCACAAGGAAAUAUUAUGCAACCCACUACAACAAAAUCUUUUAUUUAUGAAGCUUCCUCUCUUUCAGACAGUAAAGCAGGCCGAGUGCAGGAGGAUCUAGUGUGUGUUAGUGCAGCAGAGGGACUGAGAGAGCAAAGCAGAGCAGUCAGCUGUCAGCAACAUUAUAAAAUGUGAAUCUAAAGUUACAAGUCGCAUUUAAACGACAAAGAAACAGUAUUUGAGCACACACCUGAGAGUAUGAUGUGAUCACAUGUUUGCAAGCUCAGGUUAUCUGCCUCUGAUUAACUUGAAAUAUAUCAUUCCAAGUAAAAGUGUUAGAAUUGACUGGUGGACACAAUAGUUUUCAGUCUGACCUUAUUAAAACAAAGGACCCUGGAGGGACCCGGUACCUCAGGUUUGGGGGUAACUGUUCGAAGCAUGGUUAAGGUCCAAGGCAAUGUUCUUAGCCAACCUCAGCAUGGUUUUGUUGUCAGCUGAUUCACAGAGGCCCUGCAGUGGUUGACCAACAAUCUUGGAACAGAUUUUUAUCUAAUGGAGCUGUUUAGACUUGAAAGAAGUGGACAGACAUGUGUACCAUGUGCUAUUCUUCUUUAAAAUGAACAAUAAGUACCAAUAAAGGUUCCCAAAAAUUUGAAGGAAGUGGAAUUAAAAGUCAAUGUUGAUCAAAAUAAUUUUGAUCAUCCUUUUGGUGAUCUGCUGCACAAGCCACGUUUAGAGCACAGCAAUCUCACACUGAAAAUCAUACUACAAAAAAAUCACACAACUGCUUGCAUGUAUGCUCCAACACAUAGUUACGUUUAGAUAAUGAGUAAAAGUUAAAAGUAGAGACAGUAACAACAUGACCUCAGUAACAAAAGGUCCCUUGCCGGACUGAGAUCUGAUUCUAGAUACGACUAAAAGACAUCCAACUGAGGGGCCAGAUUGGGUUAUAGUUGUUGAACGGGUCAGAAAUAUACCCAGGAGCUGAAUCAUUGAGCUUUAUGGACUUGUAAUAGGAUUUUAAAGUGGAUUUGAAUUGAAUUGGGAGCCAUUGACCUGUUUUGAGGACUGGAUUACCACGAGUGGUAUGUAAUCAGUAUUUUUAAGGCAGUACUGAAAGUAAGAUUGCUAUUUUGAGAAUUUUCCAUUGCUCACCUAUUCAUGCACACACUCCUGUUGAUCCUGAUUUUUUUUUUCAGUAUCUUGAUGACACACGCAGAAGAGGAGUGUCUAUUUCUCACAGCUGUGUCACAGCCAUGUGUUUAAAAAGUCAGUGUGACGGAACCCUUUUUUUACAGCCCAAAAUGACCUGCUAAAGUGUCCUGCUUCCUACUGUUUAUUCUUAAUGUUUCUCAUCCAAACCCAAAGAAAAUUAGUUUUUCCAUUAAAGAUAGUUUUUGAAAAAUAAAUCAAGAAUUAAAAAAUUGUGGCGCUGGAAGGGUUGAUUUCAGCAUUUUGGUCCAAAACUAAAUGAACAACUGUUUUUCUAAAGUCUAAGAUUGCUUUACCCUCUAAAUAGAAAUUUAAAACCCUCAAAAUGUGAGGUUCAAGAUCAGGUUAGUACCUACAGGUAGAUUUGUUUUGCUGCAAGUGAAUGACACCCAGUUUGACAUUCAGUUACUAAACAAACAUCAUGAAACUACACAAAACCAUGAGAAUCAAAAACUAUUAAAACACACCACAACAUGACCAAGUGUAACAUCAAGAGGUUUGAAGAUUUUGAGAAAAUUCACAUUUCAAAUGCUGAAAUCUGCAUUUUUUUAUGUAUUCAUCUAAAAGGUUUCUCACACUUAUUUAUGGGUUAUCUCUAAAUAGUAAGUGAUGGAUUUUAUACUUUUACAGUUAACACAACCUCAUUUUAUUGUCUGCAUGAACUCAAAUCUUUGUUGAAUUUGUCCUCAUAUUUGAAUCUUCUGCGUGAAUUGUUUAGGAGGAGCGGACCAUAAGGGACCGCACACUCUUAGAGGCCAGAGACCCAGACCACCGCAUCCCCUGGAAAGUCCGCUUCAACCUGGGAAACAGCAGCCGGCAGAUCACUCAGUGCAGAAACUCUAUCCAGGGCAAAGCGCUUCUCACAGACGAACUGGGUGAGUCACAUCGUAGUUACUUAUAUCUAUACAGUGACGAAUAUUGAGAAGUGUUUUGUUUCCUGUGAAUCAAUCAGUGCAUUUUCUUAUCUUUGUUAAUGUUUGACAGGUUAUGUCUGCGAGAGGAAAGACUUGCUGAUUAACGGCUGCUGUAACGUCAACGCUCCCAGCACCAGACAGUACAUUUGUAAAAGCUGCCUUGCCAACGGCUGCUGCAGCAUCUAUGAGUAUUGUGUGUCUUGCUGCCUCCAGCCUGAUAAGGUAAUCUGACCCAUCAAGGAUGUUCAGGGGCAGGGGUAAAACCGAUUACCACGAACGAUUAAACCUUUUCAUGUGCAGCAUCCUGCAAGAACUUAGAUGCUUUUUGUCACACAUGCAUUUUUUACUUAGCCGUGAAUAUGAGGGGACAAAGAAAGUGAGAUUAAAAUCUGCAUCGUCCUCUUAUCUUCUUCAGCAACUUCUUCUCGAGCGCUUCCUGAACCGUGCGGCCGAUGGCUUUCGGAAUCUCUUCACUGCGGUGGAGGAUCACUUUGAGCUGUGCCUCGCCAAGUGUAGAACCUCUUCACAAGUAUGUAGAGAGGCAGAUAAAAUGUCAAACAGUCCCCUCUGACUGACCACAAUCCUAACUUUUGACAAACAUAAACAAACACAUCUGCUUUAUCAUGAUGUUUUCCCAUUAUAACCACACAUCCUGCUUGUGUCUUCAUCAUUCAGGUUCAUACUUGACUCAGCAGUGAAAGCCAGAUUGAUGAUAUGCUCUGUUUUCUUUAGUGUUUAAGUGUUACUCAUCAACAGUGGUUUGUGCAAAACUUCAAUUGCUGCUUUUCUUCGUAUGAGUCUUAUAAGCUGAUUGCAUUCAAGUCAAAAGUACAUGUUACGCAAAUUCUGUCCUGGCCUGACCUUUGCUCUACCUACGCCCCUGCUGGUUAUGUUUGAUAUGUUUUUCUGCUCUUCUGUACACAGCAAGUUUAAAAGUUUUCCCAAUUAUUAAGAAUUUUUUUCAUUUGUGAUCGUUAAAUUAAUGCAUUACUAGCAAAUGUAACAUCACAUCGACGGUCCUGUUCUUGCACAAUCAGCUUUACUGUCAUCACUUUCUAAAGGAUUUAUACAAAAAGUGCAUUUGCAUGAUCACUGAAAGAUCUGUACAUGUUUGAAGUUUGCUGACCUGUUUUUUUGUUUUUUUCUCCCUUUCAUGCAGAGUGUUCAACAUGAAAACACGUAUCGAAACCCUCAAGCUAAGUACUGCUACGGAGAAAGUCCUCCAGAGCUGCUUCCUGUAUGAGGGUCCAUCUUGAAUCCAGUUUCAGGAAGUACAGGGAGAGCUGUGGGUCUACAAAACAUCCCUGUUUGGACACUUUAUGGUGCUAGAAGAAGAGACUCUCCACAAACUGUUUUUGAGAUUUAGACCCCUAAGAUCAGCCUCAAACUGGACAAAUGCUGUACAUGAUUUGAUUAUUUUUACACUUCAUAAGUGCAGAGUAGCGUCAUACAUUCAUCCGUGAUGAUCAUCAGUUCAUUAUACGUAGCUGGCAGCUCAUCCCUAAGAAUCCGUUUCAGACCAGUCUGGAUCGUAGACUAGGCAUCAUUUAGAGGAAGAAAACAGCUGUUUGAUGUUUUGUUGGAUAUUUUGAAAUAACAGCAAAGAAUGUGUCAUAAUUUCUGUGUUAUAGUGCAUGCAUGUGAAACUUCUAUUUAAUAAAAGUGACUGUGAAAUGGACUUGGUUGGAUUAACUCAA